AUGAAAAUGAUGAGUGGGCAGGAAAUACCAAUAUACAUUUGGUACGAGUCGUAUCCAACCCACAGUGGAGAGGGAUAUGAAGGACGAGUCUCUAGGGUCAGUCCAAACUCACCUUACGGAUCCGCAAGUCUCAACCUCACCAAUAUACAAGAAAAUGAUCAAGGAUGGUACGAGUGUAAGGUUGUCUUCCUCAAUAGGUCACCCAAUAGUCCCAAAAAUGGAACUUGGUUUCAUUUGGAUGUUCAUGCACCACCAAGAUUCACGAUGACUCCCGAAGAGAUGAUCUACGUUAAUCUAGGGGAUGCAAUUAUAUUAAAUUGCCAAGCAGAGGGCACACCGACACCGGAAAUAGUUUGGUACAAGGACGCCAAUCCAGUAGCGACUUCAAGUACCAUUGGAAUUUUUAAUGAGGGUACAGAGCUACGGAUUGCAUCAAUAAAAAAUGAUGAUAUUGGUGACUAUACGUGUAUUGCUAGAAAUGGAGAGGGCCAAAUCAGUCACUCUGCUCGUGUAGUAAUUGCUGGAGGAGCAAUAAUAAUAGUACCGCCGACGAAUCAAACAAAGUUGGAAGGAGAAAAAGCACAGUUUUCUUGCGAAGCAAAAGCUCUCCCGGGGAACGUAACCGUUCGUUGGUUUCGAGAAGGAGCACCUGUUACAGAGGUAUCUGCAUUAGACACUCGAGUAUCUAUCCGCAUGGAUGGAAGUCUAGUCAUCAAUCCAGUGAGUGCCGACGACUCUGGUUUUUACCUUUGCGAGGUAACUAAUGGAAUCGGGGAACCCCAGAGUGCUACCGCCUAUCUUAAUGUGACUUUUACGCCUACAAUCCAAUUCUUACCGUUCCGAUUGGCUGGUGUCGUUCAAUGUUAUAUUAAAGCAAACCCUCCUCUACAAUACGUGACAUGGACCAAAGAUAAACGUCUUCUUGAACCUUAUCAGACUAAGGAUAUCGUUAUAAUGAAUAAUGGUUCUCUACUUUUUACUCGCGUUAACGAAAAUCAUCAGGGAAAGUACACAUGUACGCCUUAUAAUGCUCAUGGAACACAAGGUGGAUCAGGACCUAUGGAGGUUUUAGUGAGAAAUCCCCCGGUAUUUACAUUGGAGCCCGAACCGAUGUAUCAAAGGAAAAUCGGUGAAAAUGUUGAAAUGGCUUGUGAUGCUCAAGAAGCUGAAGGAACAGAAAAGCCAACGAUUCAAUGGCAAAGGGCGAAUGGCGCGCCUUUGGAACGCAAUAGAGCAAAAAUGGUGGGUGGUAAUCUGACGAUAGAAGGCUUACGUCGAAAUGAUUUUGGUUAUUAUCAAUGUGUUGCUUCUAAUGAAGUAGCAGUUAUUCUUUCAUCGACUCAAUUAAUCGUGGAAGGAUCUCAGCCACAUGCGCCUUACAAUGUCACUGGUACCGCCUCGCAAUUUUCAGUGACGCUUCAUUGGCUUCCAGCCGGCACAUCAACUUGGAGAACUCCUAUACCAGUUACUCCAUCCGGUAGUACAUCAGUGACGAUCAAUAGUUUAUCACCAGGAACCUUAUAUGAAUUUCAGGUCGUUGGUAAAAAUGCUAUCAGCGACAAUAUGACCAGUAAAAUAACAACAAUAAAAACGCUCGGUAAAAUUAAUUCUUCACCCCGACGGACACGUAAUUACGACGUUGGCAUCUCACCUCCAGCAACUACCCCUAUAAAUACUGGAGGCAUCACAUCCGAUCAAAACGCUGGACCAAGACCUGGGCCUCCAAGAAAUUUAACGGUUACGGAAAUAAGCAAUGGUUUUUUAAUCACUUGGCAGCAUCCUUUGGAGAAAAGUCAUCUUAUCCAGUACUAUGAUAUUAAGUACAAAACUGAUGGACCUUAUAGAACUCUUAAUAAAGGACAAAUUCGACCUGAAGAAACUAGUUAUCUUGUUAAGAAUCUUGUCGGUGGAAGAACAUAUUACUUUAGAGUAUUUGCACACGCAGCGACGACUCAUAGCUCGAGUGAUGAGGUAAAAUUCCCAGUGCCAGCUCGCGUCAAGCACAAGGCUAUCACUGCCGGAGUUGUAGGUGGUAUACUAUUCUUCAUUGUCGCAAUAAUCCUCAGUAUAUGUGCAGUUAAAAUAUGUAAUAAGCGGAAACGGCGAAAACAAGAAAAAGAACUGAUUUCAGCAUACAAUCUGGUAGCCUGCAGACCGACAGAUGCUCGCAAUGGGGCUGGCCAAGUGCCCCCGGGAACAGUGCCUUUGAAAAAGUCGACAAACUUAAACGCGUGCGGCGAGUCAGUGUCGACGCUGACCCGUUGCAGCCCGUUGAACCCGCAACCACAACCUCAUCAUCAACCACUUCCUACGCAAGUAACCCCCGUGACAGUCACCUCGGAGCAGGUCCACGAGGCACCCUCGAAUCGUGACCGUGACCACCAUGCACUACAUCUCGAUAAUCGAGAUUACGAGAGCGUGUUUAUCAUAGAGAGGCGGAACAGUAAGCCCAAUCUCCGCUAA
Cotesia congregata is the source of this 2463-nucleotide messenger RNA. NCBI's taxonomy places the organism in Eukaryota, Metazoa, Arthropoda, Insecta, Hymenoptera, Braconidae. The record is from the annotation of a GenBank genome assembly.